This is a messenger RNA of Phytomonas sp. EM1, 477 nucleotides long. The record is from the annotation of a GenBank genome assembly. NCBI's taxonomy places the organism in Eukaryota, Euglenozoa, Kinetoplastea, Trypanosomatida, Trypanosomatidae.
UUCUUUAAGAAAAGGAACUAACAAGGCAGACACAUGCACACCAAUAAGGAACAUAUGGAAAAUCAUGAGACUGCAGAGGUUCUAGCCACUUCCAACCAAAACUUCGAAGACACAUUGAGUGAUACAGAGCUUAAGCCUUGUUUUGGAUGGUACCAACCUCGGUUUUGGGGGUCGAAUGCGAACCACACUGUUGGUAAUGAAUCAGGGGGCCAAGGCGGCAAAAGUUUUUUUUUUGAUUCCACGAGAAAACUCUUAGUCGAUGACGUCACACAACGGAAGAGUGAAAGCGACGAUGCAAAAAAUUUUGAUCGACCUCAUAAGGAGAAGAAAGUUAGUACGGCAAGCACGUAUGACGAUUUUGAGAAGCUAUUUGCACCUCUUGGGCGAGCUACCCCUAUAGAGGAUAUCUUCUGGGGACCCCCGUUGAGUAAGAAGCGACCUCCAGCCACAGACUAUGAACGGCUACUAACUAAAUAA